AUGGCCGCGGGCGGGACGUGGCGCUUCCUCCUCUGGCUGCUCCUUCCAGGUUUUUCCAGCUCCACCUUCCGUGGGCGGCUGGAGCUGGCCAGCAGCCACCUCACCCGCAAGGUCAUCUGGAUCCAGGCCACCCGGGACAUCUCGGUGGCUUGGGUCAACUACAAGGGAUACACCGUGGGGGCCACCACCGUCUUGCCCGUCGGGAAGCUGGGCACCAAGUACUACGUGGUGACGCCGGAGGACAACAGGAAGGAAGGGUUGAAGGAGUUUGUGGUGGCUGCUGGGAAGACCCCGGCCACCGUUUCCAUCCUACCCAAGGGCAAGCUCAACUAUGAAGGGAGGACCCAUCCACCUGGCUCCACCCUCCAAGUCUCCUUAGAUGCCUACCAGAGCCUCCAGCUCCAGAGCAGCGACGACCUCACGGGCACCGAGGUCACCUCGGACAACGUGGUGGCCGUUCUCAGUGGCCACACCUGUGUGAAGAUCAACUCGGGCUGUGACUUUGUGGUGGAGCAGCUUCUGCCCGUGGUCAGCUGGGGGACGACCUACGUGGUGCCCCCCAACCCCCUGCAGACCAAUGUGGACUUCACCUACGUGGUGGCAGCCAACAAAGGCUCCAUCACCUACAGCCAGGGGGAGGUGGUUCACACCAAGAGUGUGGAGGCCGGGGAGGUCCUCAAGCUUGAGAUGGGCCGCAAGGUUCCUCUUUACCUCAGCGCUUCGUUUGGGCUCCAGGUGGUUUAUUUCUUCACGGGUUUCUCAAAGAUAGACCCUUUUCUCCUCAACAUCCCACCCAUCUCCACCCACUGCACCUCCUACCACGUCAGCAGCCUGAAUGGCUUCUACAACCACGUGACCCUCGUCGCCCCAAGCGCCGACGCCAGCGCCAUCACCCUCAACCGGAAGAUGGACAGAACCAUCUCCUGGCAAGAGAUCCCUGGCACCAGUUUCUCCUGGGCCACGAUCACCAUGAGAAGGAGUGGGGAGAUCAAGAGCGCUGAGCACCCAGAGACACCCUUUGGGCUCCUGGUCUUUGGCUACGAGAGCUACCUGGGGUUUGGCUUCGCUGGUCUUUGCGCCACCAUUUCUCCUUCGCUUUCCUGCAAAGACCUGGGCUGCAAGAAGUGUGAGGUGGUGGACGACCAUGCCACAUGCAUCCCUGAGACCACCAGGUGCUGGGCUUCUGGUGGCCCCCACUACCACACCUUCGAUGGGAAAAGCUUUGAUUUCAUGGGCACCUGCACCUACGUCUUGACCAAGAGCUGUGACCCCGACCCCAACCUGCCCAUCUUCAGCAUCGAAGUACAAAAAGAGGACAGGGACAACCCACAACUGUCCCCUGUUGGCUCUGUGACUGUCCACGUCUACGACCUGACCGUGGUGGUGGUCAGGUUGGAAAAGGGGUUUGUGAGGGUGAACAACCUCCGCUCCCGCCUCCCCAUCUCCCUCGCUGAUGGGAAGCUCCACCUCCAGCAGAAGGGCAAGUUCCUGCAGCUCCAGACCAGCUUCCAUUUGAAGGUCCUCUAUGACUGGGCCGACCACGUGGUGGUGACACUCCCCAGGACCUUCUCAGGCAAAGUGUGCGGGUUGUGUGGCAACAGCAACGGGGACCCCCGGGAUGAUGCCCUCAAGCCUGAUGGUCAGUUGGUGCAGGACCUGGUGGAGCUUGGCCAGAGCUGGAAGGUGGCCAAUGAGAGCAGGUGCUGCCAGGACAACUGCAAUGGGGCCUGUGGGAGGUGCCAACCAGCUGAGGAGGCCACCUACAAGGGGGACACGUGGUGUGGGUUGCUCACCCAACAGCCAGGACCCUUCGAGAGCUGCCACGGCCUCAUCAACCCUGAGGUCUACCUGGAGAACUGUGUCCAUGACCUCUGCGCCAGCCACGGCCUCCAGGCCAAGCUGUGUCAAGCCCUGGAGACCUACGCCCACCACUGCCAGGAGGAGGGAAUAACCCUUUCUGAUUGGAGGACACCGGCACAUUGUGCUCUCUCCUGCCCACAGAACAGCACCUACACCUCUUGCGGCUCCCCCUGCCCCUCCACCUGCAACGUGGCCACCACCCCACCCACCUGUCCCACCACCCCCUGCCUGGAGACCUGCCAGUGCCAGGAGGGCCUCGUCCUGGAUGCCCACCAGUGCAUCCCCCAGGACCAGUGCGGAUGCGUCUUUGAAGGCCUCCUCUACGGCCCCGGUGAGGAAUUUUGGGGUGACACCACUUGCACCAAACGCUGCGUCUGCCACGCGAGGUCCAGGAGGUCCACGUGUCACCAGGGGAGGUGCCAGGCUGGCCAAGAGUGCCGGGUGGAGAGGGGCAUCCGAGGGUGCUACCCCAGGAGCUACGGGACCUGCACGGCCACUGGUGCCACCCACUACGAGACCUUCGAUGGUGGGAGGUUCGUUUUCCAGGGCACCUGUGUCUACCAGCUGGUGGGGUUGUGCAGGAAGAGCCGAGGCCUGGUGGACUUCCAGGUGUUGGUGCAGAAUGGGCACCAGGACAAGCAUUUUCUGGCCUCUAUAGCUGUCGUGAUGGUCAAAGUCUAUGGUCAAACUAUUGUGAUUAGCCAGGAGAACCCUGGCAAGGUCCUGGUCAACGACCAGUUGGCCAACCUACCAUACCAGGCCAAGGACAGGAGGAUCUCCAUCUCCAGAGGUGGGCUGGAAGCUGUGGUGGAGACCGACUUUGGCCUCACUCUCACCUAUGAUUGGAGGAGCCAAGUGACCGUGAGGGUGCCCAGCACCUACACCAGCACCUUGUGUGGCCUCUGUGGCAACUUCAACGGCAAAGCAGAUGAUGAGAUGAAGACGAGGAACGGGCGGGUGACGUCACAUCCGGACACCUUGGGGCGCAGCUGGAGGGUGACGACCCCCCCGGGCUGCCUGGAGCUGUCCAAGGUGGAAUGUCCCACCAUGGCGGCUGCUCAGCGCCAACAGGAGGCCUCCGAGAUGGGUUGUGGGAUCAUCCUGGAAGAGGAUGGACCUUUUGGAGCUUGUCACAUCCACGUGGACCCCAAGAGCUACUUCCAAAGCUGCCUCCAUGAUCUUUGCCUCUUCCCAGAGCAGGAGGACAUGAUCUGCCCCAUCAUCGCCCGCUACGUCGCCGCCUGCCAAGCUGAGGGUGUAUCUGUGGGGACAUGGAGGACGGAGAAGUUCUGCAGUGUUUUGUGUCCCACCAACAGCCACUACGAGCUCUGCCACCAGGACUGUGACCAGACCUGCCCUGGUGUUCCCGUCCCGGCGCGGCGCUGGGGCCGGUGCCGCGAGGGCUGCGCCUGUGACCGCGGCUUCGUGCUCAGCGGUGACCAGUGUGUCCCCAGGUCCCUCUGCGGGUGCCACCACCAGGGCUUCUACUACCAACUGGAGGAGACCUUCUACCCCAGCAAGCAGGAGCAGUGUCAGUGCCGGGCUGGCGGUGUGGUGGACUGCCAAAAACCCCUGUGUCCUGGAGGUGGUGAAGGAGAAGUCAUUGAUGGGGUCUUCCAGUGCCCACCUGCCACCCUCGGGACCUGUGUGGCCACCGGUGACCGCAGCUACGUGUCCUUCGAUGGGGUGGCCUUCAACAGCUCGGGCACCUGCUCCUACAUCCUCACGGAGACCUGUGCUGGUGAGGAUGUCAACUCCUUUGUGGUGACCAUUGAGAAGGACCCACGGCAGAAGAGGAAGGUCUCUGGGAUCCAAGCCUUGUCCGUUGAGGUCUACGGGCUCAUGUUGACCUUCACACGAAGCAGGAGAGGAGCUGUCAUGGUGGACUCCAUCUCCCACAACCUCCCGGCCAUCCUGAGCGAGGGGCGUGUCCAGGUACACCACCAUGGGAUGGGUGUCCUGCUCCAGACCGACUUUGGCCUCGUCAUCCUCUAUGACCUUCUCCAGCACGUGAUGGUCACCGUCCCCCAGACCUUCCAGGGCCACCUCUGUGGCCUCUGCGGCAACUACAACGGGCAACGCGACGAUGAUCUCCUCCUCCCUGGUGGCCAAGAGGCCCCCAACAUGGUGGCCUUCAGCUCUGCCUGGAGAACAACUGAUGUCCCUUGCAGUGAAGACUGUCCCAAGGCCACCUGUCCCACCUGCACAGAGGAGAAGGUGGUGGCCCUCCAGACACCCAACUACUGUGGCCUUCUCAAGGUCCCCGAUGGUCCCUUCAGCUCCUGCCACCACCUCAUUGACCCCAACUUCUACUUCCAAUCCUGUGUCCAUGACCUCUGUCUGGCUGAAGGGGACACCCAGGUCCUCUGCAGGAGCAUCCAGAGCUACGCCACCGCCUGCCAGCACGCCGGGGUGGUCAUCAAGGCUUGGAGAAGACCAUCCUUCUGCCCCUUGCCCUGCCCCCCCAACAGCACCUACACCCUCUGCACCAACCACUGCUCCAGGACCUGCCCAAGCCUGGCAGAUGCCACCACGUGUCCCCAGACCUGCCUGGAGGGCUGCCAGUGCCCCCCGGGGACCUUCUUCACCACCCACGGCUGCGUCCCGCGGGGCCAGUGCGGCUGCUUCCAGAACGGGACCUACUACCAGACCCCCACUAACCGCUGCUGCCCCCCCCGCCCCACCGCCGACGAGACCUGUGACGUCAUCGACGGCGUCAGGAGCUGCGUCAACAACGACCCCUGCAAAGCCCUCGGCUGCCGCUCCAAGGAGAGGUGCCACCUGAAGGAUGGCCAAGCCAAGUGUGUCCCAUCCCUGGUUGCCACCUGCUGGGCGUGGGGGGACCCUCACUACCACACCUUCGAUGGGCUGGACUUUGACUUUGAAGGCACCUGCACCUACACCAUGGCUGAGUCCUAUGGGAACGACACCACCUUGGAGCCCUUCAAGGUGGAGGCCAAGAACUCCAUCCAGGAUGGGGUGAAGUCCAUCUCCUACAUCAGCUUGGUCAAGGUCAAGGUCUAUGGCCACCAGGUCUCCAUCCACCAGGGGGAAGUGGGAAAAAUCCGGGUGGACGGGGAGGUGGCCCUGCUGCCCGUGGCCCUGGCCGGGGGGCGGCUGCGGGGGCUGCAGCGCGGGGGCCGCGCGGUGCUGGAGGCGCCGUUCGGGCUCCGCGUCACCUACGACUGGCGCUGGCACCUCCUGCUGGACCUGCCCAGCUCCUACCACCGCCACGUCCGCGGCCUCUGCGGCGACUUCAACCUCCGUCCUCACGACGACGUCCCCGGCCAGGAUGUCCCCACUUUGGUGGCCUGGGCCAGCACCUGGAGAACCUCAAGCGACGAUGACGACGACCCUUUUUGUUGGGAUCACUGCGAAGGUUCUUGCCCCGUUUGCCCCGAGGAUAAGAAAGAGCUUUAUGGUGGCAACCAGUACUGUGGCCUCCUUAAGAAAAGGUUCCAAGGGCCUUUCCGGGCUUGUCAUGACAUCAUCAACCCAAGGGACUUCUACCGGAACUGCCUCUAUGACGUCUGCAUGAGUGGGGGGGCACAGCAGGUCCUGUGCCAGGUGCUGGACUCCUACGCUGUCACCUGCAGGAGAAGCGGGGCCGCCGUGGAGGACUGGAGGACCCCGGCCAAAUGUCCCCUGCCCUGCCCCCCCAACAGUCACUACGAACCCUGUGGCUCUGCUUGUCCCGCCACCUGCUCUGAUCCUGAAGCUCCGGCCACGUGUCCCCACCCCUGCCUGGAGACCUGUGCCUGUGACCCCGGCCACGUCCUCAGCGGCGGCCUCUGCGUGGCCCUGGCCCAGUGUGGCUGCACCCACGACGGUCGCUACCACCCCCCGGGCCAAGAGUUCUGGGGGGACACGACGUGUCAGCGCCGCUGCCGCUGCGACCCCACGUUGGGCAUCGUCCUCUGCCAACCUGGGAAGUGUCGGGAUGGGGAGAAGUGUCUCCUGGUGGAAGGGACCAGGAGAUGCGUGGCCACCAAGCACUUGGUCUGCGUGGCCAGUGGGGACCCCCACUACACCACCUUCGACGGGCACCGCUUCGACUUCAUGGGGAGCUGUGUCUACCAGUUGGCUGCUCUCUGCUCCCCCCACCCCCCCGGGCUUGUCCCCUUCAACGUCACCGUGGAGAACGACCACCGGGGCAGCCGGGCGGUGUCCUUCACCAAGGAGGUCACCCUGAGUGUCUACAACAUCAGCCUCAGCCUCAGCAGGGAGCACCCCCAGAAGCUCAAG
Molecule: messenger RNA, 6105 nt
Organism: Chaetura pelagica (chimney swift)
Lineage: Eukaryota; Metazoa; Chordata; Aves; Apodiformes; Apodidae
Product: IgGFc-binding protein-like
Exons: 14
Biological process (GO): carbohydrate metabolic process
Molecular function (GO): hydrolase activity, hydrolyzing O-glycosyl compounds
Source: RefSeq, a predicted model, not a curated record